AUGUGUGUUUCAUCCGGACAAGCCGGGUCUGCCGGGCCUCCUGGCCCACCUGGAGAGAAGGGGUCUAUGGGGCCAGUUGGUCCUGCGUCUGCCGGGCCUCCUGGAGAAAAGGGGGCCACGGGGCCAGCUGGCCCUCCAGGAGAGAAGGGGACCAUGGGGCCAGCUGGUCCUGGGUACCCUGGGCCUCGGGGGUUGCGGGGACCCUCGGGACGACAAGGGCCUCCCGGACAGAAAGGUGCAAUCGGACCAACUGGCCCAAAAGGGUGCUGCGAGUCAACUGGAGCUUGCCCUAAAGGUUAUCAGAAUCGGCGUGGAAUCUGCUACAAGGCAUUCUACACUCGUAAGACCUUCGAAGCAGCGAGCGCGACCUGUCGUCAGGAUGGCGGUACCGUCGCGAAGUCCGACGACCCUGUCUCCAGCGGUUGGCUGAUUGCCAUGUAUGGCGCCACUGGCUGUACUGACGAAUUUUGGUUCAGCCUCCCCUAUCGCGACUGCGUUCAGUACCGGAUAGCAGAGGACAAGUGGGACAACGGUGUAACUAGGAGACAUGGCCGAGCGCUCACCGCCGCUGUUCUCUGA
Branchiostoma belcheri (Belcher's lancelet) is the source of this 579-nucleotide messenger RNA. Its product is annotated as collectin-12-like. The coding region runs from base 1 to 579 and encodes 192 amino acids. NCBI's taxonomy places the organism in Eukaryota, Metazoa, Chordata, Leptocardii, Amphioxiformes, Branchiostomatidae. The transcript has 3 exons. The record is from RefSeq and is a predicted model, not a curated record.